Molecule: messenger RNA, 1017 nt
Organism: Phanerochaete carnosa HHB-10118-sp
Lineage: Eukaryota; Fungi; Basidiomycota; Agaricomycetes; Polyporales; Phanerochaetaceae
Exons: 3
Coding region: 7-783 (258 amino acids)
Source: RefSeq, a predicted model, not a curated record
GUGAACAUGUUCCGCAUCUCUCGUCCGUCACCCUCUCCAGAGGAAGUUUAUUCAUCCAGUCUUGCGACGCUUCACUUGGGCCACGCCCUCUUGUAUCCGGAGCCGCACAAAUCAGGAGAGCCGCAGAUCGGCGACGUAGGCUUCUUCCACCAUGGAGCAUUCGUCAGGCUCUUCAACCUAGAUACCUCUUCGCCCGAGAAGAAGGUUACAUUCUGGCCGACACCGUUCGAGAACAUAGAGCCCUUGCCUCCGGGCGUGCUCCACAUCGAUUCUAGGCGUCUUCCAUUUGUUCCUGGUCAUUAUUGCAGCCAUGGAGUUGAGAGAAGGGAAGUUAAUGCCUCAGCGGACGUGACGGCCGGCGUUGCAAGCAUAUCCUACAACCCAAGUGCCGAGUACACGUGCAAGGCGGCGAAGGGUGCGGUCCUCACGCUCAGGAGUGAGGCAUACAUCGAGAAGAUAUUUGGUAAUAAUCUUCUCGAGAAGUACAUCCUCAGAAACCACGACAAUUGGUAUGCAUAUGUCAAGAAUAUUGCACUCCAGGAUGUCGAGCGAGAGGACCUCGUCUUUGUCAGCGGCUGGGUUAAGACCACAGCGGACUGGAUGAUAACCAUUUUUCAAGGCACGAACACGCACAGCAGAAGAAGCCCGGAGAUAAGCCGACACGGCGAAGGCUACUUAGGAGACCCGCUCGGGGAGACGAAGAGACACCAAUGUUUGUUUGUGAGCGGCUACAAAGUACGACGCAGGUUUGGAGUGGUGCGAGACGUCGCCUCGAUUGAUUAGGACCAACCACUAGCAAAGCAUGCGGGACCUUCAAAAUAAUUAUGGAGCGGGUCAGCUACAAUGAACCUGUCUGUUUCGCGCUUUGAGGCUCAAAGACCAAAUUGAGACCAGUUCUUUGAUGUGCAGAGCGCAGCUAGUUGCAUGAGGUUACAGUUGACACACUAUGGACGCUGUUGUAUAUGAUUUUCUCGUGUCUAUCAGAAUGUACCCGAGUCUUCGAUAGUUAGGCAAAAU